Molecule: messenger RNA, 2478 nt
Organism: Colletes gigas
Lineage: Eukaryota; Metazoa; Arthropoda; Insecta; Hymenoptera; Colletidae
Gene: sotv
Product: exostosin-2
Exons: 10
Coding region: 161-2272 (703 amino acids)
Cellular component (GO): membrane
Molecular function (GO): glycosyltransferase activity
Source: RefSeq, a predicted model, not a curated record
UAUUACUACUUAAUCAGUAGUAUUUAUCAAAUUUUGCGAAGAAUUAUGAAAACUUAAAAUCGAUAAUACUUAACUGAAUUUUAAUAUAAAAUUUACGUUGUGCAUUAUAAUACACUUUGAAUGAGUACAAGUUAUUACGUAUAAAAUAAAAAAAAACGCGAUGGUACUUCUAACAAGAAUGUCACAUAAAACUAAUAGGAUCUCUUAUCAUUAUCACAAUAUUUUCGUGAUAUGUUUGUUAAUAUUUACGUUGUUCAUUAUUUUAACCGCUACGUAUUAUAUUUUUAAAUUUGGAAAUACUCAAAAGCAUUCCGUACAUAAUGCCAUAUCUUUGGACGAUUUAAAUUCUUUACACCUAGAAAUAUUGAAUACAGAUUCUUCGAUGGCAGACACCACCAAUUCUUCUUGUACAUAUUUUGAUUGUUUUAAUAUUUAUCGCUGUGGCAGUCAAGGAAAUAAACUUUUAGUAUACGUUUAUCCACCAAAAAUGUAUGUAGACACUUCAGGAAGACCUAUAACAAGUCAGAUGUCAAAAGAAUUUUAUCAAGUUUUAAGCAGUAUUAUUUCAAGUAAAUUUUAUACGCCAAAUCCAUACGAAGCCUGCAUCUUUAUUCCUUCGAUAGAUAUGUUAAAUCAAAACAGAUUAAAGAUACAUGAAAUUUCACAAGUUUUGAAGACAUUACCAUUCUGGAAUAAUGGAGAAAAUCAUCUUAUACUUAACAUGGUACCAGGAAGUGUGCCUGAUUACAAUACAAUCAUUGAUGUACCCAUUGGAAAAGCAAUGAUUGCAGGUGCAGGAAUGUCAUCGUUAACUUACAGAUUUGGUUUUGAUGUUAGUUUGCCAGUAUAUAGUUCCCUUAUGCACAACCUUAAAUCAUUUUUUAACGAUACCAGAAGAUGGUUAGUUAUUUCAUCUCAAAUUAAUAUUAAUUCUGCAUUUGAACAAGAUUUAAUGGAAAUUAAAUCUACGUCGCCAAAAGAUAUUUUAAUAUUAGGUCCGUGUCUACAUUAUAAUUCUAUGAAUAUUACGGUUCGAUGUGCUGGAGAAGAUGUUUAUAAAUAUCCUAAUAUACUUCAGACGUCAACAUUUUGCCUAGUGAUUCGUGGCGCAAGACUCGGUCAAAGUACGCUUCUAGAAUGUAUGGCAGCGGGUAGUAUACCUGUAAUUAUAGCCGAUUCUCUUAUAAUGCCUUUUUACGGUGUAAUUGAUUGGACCAGGGCUGCUAUUUUUAUACGCGAAGUAGAUAUGCUGUCAAUAAUAUCAGUUUUGAAAAAAGUAUCUAAACAACGGAUUAUAGAACUUAAAGAACAAGGUGCAUGGCUUUACAAGAAAUAUUUUAAAUCUAUGGAAAAAAUAAUGUUAACUACGCUGGAAAUACUUACGGAUCGUGUAUUUCCACAUUUGGCUAAAAAUUAUUUAUUUUGGAAUGAUACUACAUCGCCGCUUUAUUUGCCUACUACCGCAUCUAAAACUCGAGGGUUUACUGCAGUAAUUUUAACGUACGACAGAUUGGAAUUGCUAUUUCUUUUGAUUAAUAAACUUGUUAAAGUACCAAGUUUGUCUAAAGUUUUAAUAAUAUGGAACAAUCAACAUAAAAAUCCACCGCAAUCAUCCAAAUGGCCCAAAUUGAAUAAACCAUUAAAAGUUAUACAAACGAAGGAAAAUAAAUUAUCCAACAGAUUUUAUCCAUAUGAUGAAAUUGAAACUGAAGCAGUCUUAUCGAUAGACGACGAUAUUAUAAUGCUAACUGCCGACGAAGUAGAAUUUGCUUACGAGGUUUGGAGGGAGUUUCCUGAUCGAAUAGUUGGUUUUCCAUCUCGAAUUCACAUGUGGGACAAUGGAACUAAUUGUUGGAAAUAUGAAAGCGAAUGGACUAAUAGUAUUUCUAUGGUCUUAACAGGAGCUGCGUUUCAUCAUAAAUAUUGGAAUUAUAUGUAUAGCACUGCUAUGCCAGGUGAUAUAAGAGAGUGGGUUGAUGAACAUAUGAAUUGUGAAGAUAUAGCUAUGAAUUUUUUAGUGGCAAAUAUAACAAGAAAAGCACCAAUAAAAGUAACGCCGAAAAAGAAGUUUCGGUGUCCCGAAUGUACAAACACUGAAAUGCUUUCAGCAGAUUUGACACAUAUGAUGGAACGUACGCAAUGCAUAAACAGAUUUUCUUCAAUUUACGGCUCGAUGCCAUUGCAAUCGAUCGAAUUUCGUGCAGAUCCAGUUUUGUUUAAAGAUAUAUUUCCCGAAAAACUCAAGAGGUUCAACGAUAUUGGAAGCUUGUAAAUAUAUUAAUUCUGGAACUUCUUAAUGAAAUUCUUGAUGAAAAAUAUUUAUUUCUACAUGUAUUUAUAGAGAAUAUCUUAUAAAAAUAUACAAACGAUUUGUAUACAUAAGUAUAUAUUAAAUUAUUUGUCUAAAAUUAGAAGAAAACACUGCACUUAAUAUGUAAUUAUGUAUAUAAAAAAAACUAUUGUAUUUAAUAAAGAAAA